UGCUUGUCGUCCGUCCCCCCCCUCCCGCUUCUGCCGGGCCGCUGCUCCUGUCGCGAGACUUCCCGCUCCUCCGCCGCUCCCUCUACCGCCGCCCGAGCCGGGGACCCGGACCCAGCCUCUUCCCCCCCCCCGCCCAACCCGCUCACCGGCCCCCCAGCCCCGCCUCGCCGCCGCCAUGGCGGACCCUAAGUACGCCGACCUCCCCGGCAUUGCCAGGAACGAGCCAGAUGUUUAUGAAACCAGCGACCUACCUGAGGACGAUCAAGCAGAGUUCGAUGCGUUUGCACAAGAGCUGGAGGAGCUGACCAGCACGAGUGUGGAGCACAUCAUUGUCAACCCCAACGCUGCCUAUGACAAGUUCAAGGACAAGAGAGUGGGAACAAAGGGACUCGAUUUCUCAGAUCGCAUUGGAAAAACCAAGAGGACGGGAUAUGAGUCUGGAGACUAUGAGAUGCUUGGAGAGGGUCUGGGGGUGAAGGAGACGCCUCAGCAGAAGUACCAGCGACUGCUGCACGAAGUGCAGGAGCUGACGACGGAGGUGGAGAGGAUCAAGACCACAGUGAAGGAGGCAGCCACCGAGGAGAAGCUGACCCCCGUGGUUCUGGCCAAGCAGCUGGCUGCCCUUAAGCAGCAGCUGGUCGCCUCCCACCUGGAGAAGCUGCUGGGACCCGAUGCUGCCAUCAACCUCACUGACCCGGACGGAGCCCUGGCUAAGCGUCUACUGCUGCAGCUGGAAGCAACCAGGAGCAGCAAGGGGGCUCCAGGGGGAAGGACCACAGGCGGGGCCCCCCCAGAGAGCAGCCUCGUCACCUACGAGCUCCACUCGCGGCCUGAGCAGGACAAGUUCUCACAAGCUGCCAAAGUUGCAGAACUUGAGAAGCGCCUGACGGAGCUGGAGGCCACUGUCCGCUGUGACCAGGAUGCUCAGAAUCCCCUUUCUGCAGGUCUGCAGGGAGCCUGUCUCAUGGAAACUGUAGAACUGUUGCAGGCCAAGGUGAGCGCCCUGGACCUCGCAGUUCUGGACCAAGUAGAGGCCCGGCUGCAGAGUGUCCUGGGAAAGGUGAAUGAGAUCGCCAAGCACAAGGCCUCUGUGGAGGACGCAGACACGCAGAGCAAGGUGCAUCAGCUUUAUGAAACCAUACAGCGCUGGAGCCCCAUCGCCUCUACCCUUCCCGAGCUGGUGCAGAGACUCGUCACCAUCAAGCAGCUCCAUGAGCAAGCUAUGCAGUUUGGUCAGCUCCUGACACACCUGGACACCACGCAGCAGAUGAUCGCCGCCUCCCUUAAGGACAACACCGCUCUCCUGAGCCAGGUGCAGACAACUAUGCGUGAGAACUUGGCCACGGUUGAGGGGAAUUUUGCCAGCAUUGAUGAGCGGAUGAGGAGGCUGGGGAAGUGAGCGUGUGGAGAGCUGAGAACAGGGUAACCCGUGCCCGAGCUCUGUGAGAGGCUUCCACGGGGCUUCCCCUUCACCAUAACUCCCAGCCCCAUCCCACUUGACCAAGGGAGGGGUCUUGCAUGUGGGGUGUAGACCCCUCCCCUGACGACUCGAGUGGUAGCUGGGGCUGUUAGAUGGGAGGCUGUCCUCAGGCCCAGCCACAGGCCAGCUCCUGUCCCAUGACUGCUUUGCCUGGUGUGAGGGAGGACCGGAUCCUGUCCUCUAACAGCUUCUGUGGCCCACUAGGAUACUGUACAACUGUUUCUGACCAUUAAAUGCUGUUGUACUGUGUAGCCUCUGCUGUUUCCUGGGUUUCAAAGAGGAAGCACUGAGACAGACAUGCAGAGCAUAACAGUCCAAGCCACACUAUGAUGAGACUAUUUCAGUUGUAAUCUGUUCUUACCAAAGAACUAAAUAAAAAUGAUACAGAGCCAGAA
Peromyscus maniculatus bairdii (prairie deer mouse) is the source of this 1875-nucleotide messenger RNA. The record is from RefSeq and is a predicted model, not a curated record. Lineage: Eukaryota; Metazoa; Chordata; Mammalia; Rodentia; Cricetidae.